Aspergillus novofumigatus IBT 16806 is the source of this 867-nucleotide messenger RNA. Its product is annotated as Mpv17/PMP22 family protein. Gene Ontology annotation, cellular component: cytoplasm; membrane. Bases 55 to 720 code for a protein of 221 amino acids. The record is from RefSeq and is a predicted model, not a curated record. The transcript is spliced from 6 exons. Lineage: Eukaryota; Fungi; Ascomycota; Eurotiomycetes; Eurotiales; Aspergillaceae.
AGAUAUAUCUAUGGACGACUGCCUCUGCUACAUACGAUAAUCUUUCUCAUCGAGAUGGCGGUUGCAACGCGCCUUGCGGCCAAAUUCAACUCCUACUAUGCGGACCGGCCUGUUCUAACCACAAUGGUCACCAACGCGGUGCUUGGUGGUAUCGCAGAUACGGUGGCCCAGGUGAUCACAGCCUUUAAGGCCCGUUCGACAGUACGAACUAGGCAAGACGGUGAUCUCAUUUCGAUCGAGAUCCACGAGAUGGACAAGGAACGACCGCCACCAGUGGGAGAGCUGGGACAUGCGAAGCACAUUCCUCCUCCGUUUGAUUUCGAGCGUCUAACCCGAUUCAUGUCAUACGGUUUCUUCAUGGCGCCUAUACAAUUCAAGUGGUUCGGCUUCCUGUCCCGAGCAUUUCCAUUGACCAAAAAGAGCCCGACGCUACCGGCUUUGAAGCGUGUUGUUGUUGAUCAGCUCAUGUUCGCUCCUUUCGGUCUUGCGUGCUUCUUCACAUUCAUGACUGUCGCGGAGGGUGGAGGCAAAAGAGCGUUGACCCGCAAGUUCCAGGAUGUCUACGUACCGACCCUGAAGGCAAACUACGUCUUGUGGCCUGCUGUGCAGAUCCUCAACUUCCGGGUUGUGCCAAUUCAAUUCCAGAUUCCAUUUGUAUCUACCGUCGGUAUCGCUUGGACCGCAUACCUGUCGUUGACCAACUCGGCUGAGGAAGAAUAGACGAAACACAGCAGCGGUAUUGGUCUGUUUCUGCUUUUCUUUGACCAUAUAUCCACUCAUUGCUCUUCUCUUUUUCUGUGGUUAUCUGGCGUUGUAAAUGCGUGGGGGACUUUUACUUUCUUACUUCUUAUGGACAAUGGUGUACAG